Molecule: messenger RNA, 2471 nt
Organism: Sorex fumeus (smoky shrew)
Lineage: Eukaryota; Metazoa; Chordata; Mammalia; Eulipotyphla; Soricidae
Gene: SLC45A1
Product: solute carrier family 45 member 1
Exons: 9
Coding region: 17-2410 (797 amino acids)
Biological process (GO): transmembrane transport
Cellular component (GO): membrane
Molecular function (GO): sucrose:proton symporter activity
Source: RefSeq, a predicted model, not a curated record
CCCGCCCCGCGGGGUGAUGCUGCAGCCGCAGCGCAGGGCCGGGGGCGGCCAGGCCGGGAGGGAGGCUGAGGCCGCGCGGGGGGCAGGCGGGACCCCGGCCUCGGAGAGGGAUGCCUCGGCCCCGCACCCACAGGAGUGCCCAGCAGCCGCCCCUAUGAUGAUCCCCCCAGCGAGCAGCACCCCUCCCCCGGGAGAGGCCGUCCUCCCUGCCUGGGGCCCCCAGGACUUCUGGAGGUCCCACGUCUCGGGCUCCGUGAGCCAGCACAUCAGCCACCGGGCCAACAACUUCAAGCGACACCCCAAGAGGAGGAAGUGCAUUCGGCCCUCCCCACCCCCGCCCCCCAACACCCCGUGUCCCAUCGAGCUGGUGGACUUGGGCGACCUGCACCCGCAGCGCUCAUUGAGGGAGCUGCUGUCCAACGGCUGCAUCCUGUUCGGCAUUGAGUUCAGCUACGCCAUGGAGACGGCCUACGUCACACCCGUGCUGCUGCAGAUGGGCCUCCCCGACCAGCUCUACAGCCUGGUCUGGUUCAUCAGCCCUAUCCUCGGCUUCCUGCUGCAGCCUCUGCUGGGUGCCUGGAGUGACCGAUGUACCUCAAGGUUUGGAAGGAGACGCCCUUUCAUUCUUGUCCUGGCGAUAGGGGUGCUGCUGGGCCUCUCGCUCCUGCUCAACGGCAGGGACAUGGGCGCGGCGCUGGCUGACACAGCCACCUCCCACAAGUGGGGGAUCCUCUUCACCGUGUGCGGGGUGGUGCUGAUGGACUUCAGCGCCGACUCGGCGGACAACCCCAGCCACGCCUACAUGAUGGACGUGUGCAGCCCUGCGGACCAGGACCGUGGCCUCAACAUCCACGCGCUCCUGGCAGGUCUUGGCGGUGGCUUUGGCUACGUGGUCGGUGGCAUCCACUGGGACAAGACCAGCUUUGGGAGAGCCCUGGGCGGGCAGCUCCGCGUCAUCUACAUCUUCACGGCUGUCACCCUGAGCAUCACCACCGUCCUGACGCUGGUCAGCAUCCCCGAGAGACCCCUGAGGCCCCACGGGGAGAAGCGGCCGGCCAUGAAGAGCCCCAGUGCGCCGCUACCCCCGUCGCCGCCCAUGCCGGCUGAGGAGAGUGCAGGCGAGCCCGUCCCCUGCCCCGCGGGCCCUGGCCUCUAUGCCAGCUUCUCAGGCCCCGUGUCGCCGCUCAGCCCGCUCACCCCCAAGUACGGCAGCUUUCUCAGCAGGGACAGCUCCCUGACGGGCCUCAGCGAGUUCGCCUCGUCCUUCGGCACGGCCAACCUGGACAGUGUGCUCAUCGACUGCUUCACGGGCAGCUCCGACUCCUACCUGGCUGUGUCCGGCAGCGCCCCCCGACAGCCGCUCAGCGUCAGCUUCCCCCGUACCCCUGACGGCUUCUACCGGACGGACUGUGGCGUGGGGGCCCAGCUGGGGGACGCCCUGACCGCCGGCCCUGAAGGGGACAUUUUAAGGGUGGGGUCAUUGGACACCUCCAAGCCGCGCUCGUCGGGGAUUCUCAAGCGGCCGCAGACCCUGGCCAUCCCCGACGCGGCGGGGGGCGGGGCCCCCGAGACCGGCAGGAGGAGGACCGUGACCUUCAGUCAGCAGGUGGCCAACAUCCUGCUGAACGGAGUGAAGUACGAGAGCGAGUUGACGGGCUCCGGGGGGCCGGCCGAGCAGCCGCUGUCCCUGCGCCACCUCUGCGCCACCAUCUGCAACAUGCCGGCCGCGCUGCGCAGCCUCUGCGUCAACCACUUCCUGGGCUGGCUCUCAUUCGAGGGGAUGCUGCUCUUCUACACGGACUUCAUGGGGGAGGUGGUGUUCCAGGGGGACCCCAAGGCCCCGCACACGUCGGAGGAGUACCAGAAGUACAACAGCGGCGUCACCGCGGGAUGUUGGGGCAUGUGCAUCUACGCCUUCAGCGCCGCCCUCUACUCAGCCAUCCUGGAGAAGUUGGAGGAGCACCUGAGCGUGCGUACCCUGUACUUCAUCGCCUACCUGGCCUUCGGCCUGGGCACCGGGCUGGCCACGCUGUCUCGGAACCUGUAUGUGGUCCUGUCGCUGUGCAGCACCUACGGGGUGCUCUUCUCCACGCUCUGCACGCUGCCCUACUCGCUGCUGUGUGACUACUACCAGAGCCGAAAGUUCGCAGGGUCCGGUGUGGAUGGCACCCGGCGGGGCAUGGGUGUGGACAUCUCCCUGCUCAGCUGCCAGUACUUCCUGGCCCAGAUCCUCGUCUCCCUGGUGCUGGGGCCCCUGACAUCGGCUGUGGGCAGCGCCAACGGCGUGAUGUACUUCUCCAGCCUCGUGUCCUUCCUGGGCUGCCUCUACUCCUCGCUGUUUGUCGUGUACGAAAUCCCGCCCGGCGAGGCUGCUGACGAGGAACACCAGCCCCUCCUGUUGAAUGCGUGACCCGAGUUCCAGCUAGGAUGUAAAUAUGUGAUGACAUAAUAAAUGGCAGCCACAAACCUGG